UUCUAAGGCAAAUCUGUUCAGGUUUCCUUCCCUGUCUGCGAGAAAAAGAAAGAGGAAGAGAAAGAGAUCUCCAUAGCCUCACUUCAAUAAUCCUCACAAAACAAUCCUCGUAUCUUUGUUUUGUGAGGGUGUGAGGAGAGAAAUCUCUUUUCUUUUUCUUUUCUUUUCUUUUCUUUAUCGUUUCUAUUCUCUCUGUCAUUUUGAAAGAGCAGAGAGAAACAUAUAUAUUUAUCAAUUUCUUGUUUCCAAAGGAUAAAGAACCCAAGGAAGGAAGUGAUCUUUCCAACUCUUCCUCUCUAAACACAGAGGAGGUGCUUGGAGUCUGAAAGGAAAAAAUGGAUGAGAUAUGUGACAAGAAAGGGCAUCCAGUGCCACCCCCAUUACCUGGUCCGGCGACCACCAGCAGCUACCAUCGAAGGCAAUUAACGAUGGAUGGCAAAACAUUAAGAGGACAUAGCAGUGUCUCUACCAGAACCAAGGACAUGUGGGAACGCUUGUUUGAUGAAGGCUAUAGAGCAGAUGUUACAAUUAAUACCGACAAGGGUGGCUCCAUCUAUGCGCAUGCCAAUAUUCUUGGCAUGGCUUCUCCUGUCAUAAAAGGCCUGUUAAAGCAAGCAAAAAGCCGAACUCGACAACGAUCAAUCUCAAUUCGGGGCGUUCCUCAUGACGCUGUUCGAGUUUUUAUUCGAUUCUUAUACUCUUCUUGUUACGAGAAAGAAGAAAUGGAGGAAUUUGUGUUACACUUGUUGGUGCUCUCGCAUGUUUUUGUGGUUCCAGAGUUGAAGAAGAUAUGCGCGCACAAGUUAGAGCAAAGUUUUCUUACAACCGAAAACGUAGUUGACAUCUUUCAGCUUGCGUUACUGUGCGAUGCUCCUAGGCUUAGCCUCAUUUGUCACCGCAUGAUUGUGAGCAACUUCCAGGAAAUUUCCACCACAGAAGGGUGGAAAGCGAUGCAGCAGAGCCACCCUGUGCUCGAAAAGGAACUUCUUGAUUCCAUGGUUGAUGUAGAAAAUAGGCAAAAGGAGAGAAUUAGGAAACUAAAUGAGAGGAAGAUCUAUUUGCAAUUAUACGAGGCAAUGGAGGCUCUUGUUCAUAUAUGCAGAGACGGUUGCAGGACAAUUGGACCACAUGAUAAAGAUUUCAGAGGGACUCAGGCACCUUGCCCUUAUUCAGCAUGCAAGGGACUGGAAUUGCUGGUGCGCCAUUUCGCAGGUUGCAAGUUGAGAAUACCUGGAGGUUGCAUUCAUUGCAAGAGAAUGUGGCAGCUAUUAGAGCUACACUCUCGUCUCUGCGCUGAUUUCAACGUAUGCAGAGUUCCUCUGUGCAGGAAUUUCAAGUCGAGGAUUAAGAGCCAAAGCAAGAAGGAUGAGGUUAAGUGGCGAAUCCUAGUGAAAAAGAUUCUUAGAACAAAGAGAAUUGGAGGUUCACCAUUCUUUUCAUCAGCAAUUUCAUGCUCUUCUUGAUAUAAGGAAGAAAAAAAAAAUUGUUCUUCCAGGUGUAAAUUGGUUUUAGAAAGUAGGGACAAUGCAAUCCAGAAAAUUGUUACUUGUUUCUGCCUGGUGGAAAAUGAUCAGAGAAUCCUCUUCCUUGUCAACAUCUUGAUUCUAUGUAUAUUCAUCCAAGCUAUGAAAUAUGAAGUGUUAUGUUGUCAAGGAAAUCAUACAAAAGUGGUCCAAAUGAUCAUUUUCAUCCUUCUUUUUAACUAUAAUUUGUAUUAUAAAAAUCUUCAAAUUUCAAUUUCAAUAUCAUUAAAAUUCUUGCUC
This is a messenger RNA of Hevea brasiliensis (rubber tree), 1763 nucleotides long. RefSeq names its product BTB/POZ and TAZ domain-containing protein 4. The record is from RefSeq and is a predicted model, not a curated record. The transcript has 6 exons. NCBI's taxonomy places the organism in Eukaryota, Viridiplantae, Streptophyta, Magnoliopsida, Malpighiales, Euphorbiaceae. Bases 336 to 1463 code for a protein of 375 amino acids. Gene Ontology annotation, molecular function: protein binding.